This is a messenger RNA of Penicillium brevicompactum, 390 nucleotides long. Its product is annotated as BolA family protein. The record is from RefSeq and is a predicted model, not a curated record. The transcript has 2 exons. Gene Ontology annotation, cellular component: nucleus; cytosol. The coding region runs from base 1 to 390 and encodes 129 amino acids. Gene Ontology annotation, biological process: intracellular iron ion homeostasis. Gene Ontology annotation, molecular function: 2 iron, 2 sulfur cluster binding. Lineage: Eukaryota; Fungi; Ascomycota; Eurotiomycetes; Eurotiales; Aspergillaceae.
AUGUUCUCCCGCGCCUCCUCCUUGACCGUCUUGAGUAGAAGCUGUCGCUAUCUUCUCCGCCCUCAAUUUCCCACCAGGGCAUUUUCCCUUACCGCGCGAUCCCACGCCGCCAUCAACGCCGCCAUGGCCGACACAUCUGGAAUCACUGCCGACUCCCUAAAGAACAAGUUGACCGAGACUCUGCAGGCGCUGCAUGUUGAGGUUGAGGAUCUGUCUGGUGGCUGUGGCCAGGCAUUCCAGGCCGUAAUUGUCUCUCCUCAAUUCGAGAGCAAGACCAUGCUUGCCCGACACCGUCUCGUCAACUCCGCUCUCAAGGCCGAGAUCGCUGCUAUCCAUGCUUGGACUCCCAAGUGCUAUACCCCCGAGCAGUGGCAAGCCCUGCAGCAGUAA